AUGAAUGCUUUCGCAGAAAUCCAAGAUUCUGGUCCUGUCAUCCGCUGGGUGACAUCGUGGGCAGGGAAAAAUUCGAUCGUUACUGAAAUCUCUGGAAGUACGAGCUUGCGCUGCACGUUCAGGCAGAUCGUCCCAAAAACGAAUCGCCUUCCGGGUGGCUACGUUACAUUUGUAGAACAUUCUCUGGCGGGUGGGGCCUCUGGCCCUGAAGAGGGCAAUCCCGCAUGA
Molecule: messenger RNA, 228 nt
Organism: Opisthorchis viverrini
Lineage: Eukaryota; Metazoa; Platyhelminthes; Trematoda; Opisthorchiida; Opisthorchiidae
Exons: 3
Coding region: 1-228 (75 amino acids)
Source: RefSeq, a predicted model, not a curated record